AAACCCCACUGCUUUCUGAAAAUAGUGUUAUGAGGGUAGAUAGUGAACCAAUCAGAAACACGAAAGGGAGGCGUCGUCAACGGAACGCCGGCCAAUCAGAAACAGGAAAGAGCAGAAGCUAAUCUGGAAUUCGUGACUUCCUGGUUACGGUCAAGCGCUUGCAGGAUGAAUGUGGGCGUCGCUCACAGCGAGGUGAACCCCAACACGAGGGUGAUGAACAGCAGAGGGAUUUGGCUCACUUACCUGCUGCUGACCGUCGUCCUACACAUCGUCUUACUGAGCAUCCCUUUCCUCAGCGUGCCGAUCGUGUGGACCUUAACCAAUGUCAUUCACAAUCUGGCCAUGUACGUGUUCCUUCACACGGUAAAGGGCACUCCGUUUGAGACGCCAGACCAGGGAAAAGCCCGCUUGCUCACUCACUGGGAACAGAUGGAUUAUGGCAUCCAGUUCACAUCAUCAAGAAAAUUCCUCACCAUUUCACCCAUAGUGCUGUACAUCCUGGCCAGCUUUUACACCAAAUACGAUGCCACCCAUUUCCUCAUCAACACAAGCUCCCUUCUCAGCGUCCUCCUUCCCAAGUUGCCUCAGUUCCACGGAGUCCGUCUGUUCGGCAUCAAUAAAUACUGAUGCAGCCUACAGAUAGGCGGUCAGGAGGUAAAGGGGACGGUAGCACAAAGUCUUUCAGUUUAAUUCUCAGCCUUUUCUUAAUAAGAGCUGACGCUAAGGAAGCAACAGAACUGAACUUCUUACACUGUAUCCAAAAGGACCUGCGGUUUCAAAUUUUGCUUAGUAUUUUCUCCCAUCUUUUUUUUUUUUUCUUCACCGGAACCGGAGAAGCUUUUUCAGACGACAAAUUCACUCCAAGCGCAAGUGAAUUUAUCUAUUUAUUUAUUCAUACGUAAAAAAACAAACAAACAAAAAAACCUCCACGCCGAGACUUAAACGAGGCCGACUCCGGUAACAGAGCGAGUUUCCGACGAACGUCUACGAUUAAAGUGAAAGAAAGUUGUAGAAGGAUAAAAACAUCCAACCACACACACGGAUUAAGGAUCAGAGCUAGUGCACCAAACCUCCGACCCCAGCCCAACCCCCAAGAUACAAACUCAGCGAGUCAAAUGACUGACAAUCGUAGAAGUCUGACUUCUCGAACAGCGACGCACAAUAAUAGAGUAACACACGGAAAGCACAUUGUAGAUGUACAUAAACACACAUAUAUUGGCUGAGCUGAUGUUAACAUGCUCUCGUUUGAGUUGAAUGUAUAGACGUGCAUCGGGACUCUGAUCCAGACCUGCAAGAGCCAAUAAAUAAAGCAGGGGCAGGUGGAUUUUACCCCAUGUGGUCAGUCAGAUAUGGAUCACCCGAGGUUAAGGCCAAGUUCAUUAUUUUUUAGUUUCCUGAAGGGUCAGUUCAUGUUCCAAAAUCCAUAGAAUAGAACCCAGUCUGGUAGAAAAUAUCACAGGCGUGUAUACAAACGAGGGGCAGGAUCGGUGUGGACGCUUAACCGGAGCAGGCAGGAGGGGUCAAAUUGUCUGUGGUUAGAAGGGCAGGUUUGGGCAAACGUUAUGUGCCUGGAAUUCAUCUGGUAGAAAAUAGGAUUUGUUAGGGAUUGUUCUGUCAGGAGUGGGUGGGAUAGAUAUGGGAAUAGAAACAAUUUGGACAAAGUGUCGGGAAGAUUGAGCAGGAUUGGUCAGAAUUCUUUUUGGGAUUGAGCAGGAUUGGUCAGAAUUCUUUUUGGGAUUGAGCAGGAUUGGUCAGAAUUCUUUUUGGGAUUGAGCAGGAUUGGUCAGAAUUCUUUUUGGGAUUGAGCAGGAUUGGUCAGAAUGAUUUCCUGAGCGAAUAGGAAUCGUGAGUUAUUUUGGGAGUGCCCUGGGAGCAGUGAGAAUUCUGAGAAUUGGGCAGAAUUCUUUCAGUUGUGGGCAGAAUUGUUCGGGGAAUCUGAGGGACGAGCAAUCCUUUCAGCGGAUUGGUCAGGAUUUCACGACAGGGCGGUCAGAGUUCUUUCAGGAGCGGGCGGGCGGGCUCGAUCUGAAUUUGUGUGUGUGAGCAGGAUUUUAAAAACCGUCCUGUUUACAACUUCGUUACGUGUUCAGGUUAUCGGUCAGACUCAGAGCUGCUUACACAAGUGGAGAUCUGGAUACCGUGCAGUCCCAUGUCGAAAGUUUGAGUGAUGAAAGGCCCACUGCAGGCAGUGUUUUUUUUUUUUUUUUUAAAAGAAUACAGACUAUAUUGUCAUGAUCACUGCUGUUCAGUUACAGACGCCUGAACCUGAUCGCUCUCUCGCUCUCAAAAAGCCUGAUUUUGAUCACAAACCAAAACAGUCGGGUCACAGUAAAUAUUACAUUUUUAGAAGCGAUUCAUCAGUCCCCCCCCAUCAGUGGGAUUUAUCUAAACCGACUCCUCUCUGGAAACCUCGUAGUCGACGCUGUAAUCAACGUCUCAUCAUUUGUUUAGUCUCUGAAGUGCCUCGUCUCACGUUUUUCAUUUUAUGUGUAUCGAUCGUCACGUGGAUCACGUUUUCCCCCUCAGUCUAGAUUCCAUCAUCGCUUUGCGGCGUGCAGUUUUUUCCUCAACUACUCGUGAUAUUUAUACAGGAUGCCGACGUCUUUAAACAAGGGAACCGUUUAGAGACUCGGAACCUUUUACACGAUCAAGGUCCAGCUUUACUUCAGACUCAGUCGUACAUCUGAAGCAAGUUAUCGCAGGAACGACCGCAUGCCGUUUGGGGUAAAAAAAAAACAGUAACUAUAAAGCAAAAAAAAAAAAAACAAAACUACACAUUUGAUCAUAUUCUACAGCUAGAGUUCUGGGUGUACAAUGUGGCAUACUGUAUUUAUUUUUGGAUACCACUUUUUUUUUUUUUAUGCAUUUUUUAUGCAUAUUUUAUUUUAUAUGCAUCUGUUAUAUCGUUCGUAGCCAUAAAUGUCGACGGCUACGAUAAACGAUACCCGUUCACGUCUGUGUGUGUUUUCACGUUUAAACAGGCUCAUUCGUGGGCAACAAACGAAUAAACGAUGCACUGUACAUAUUAUUACUGUCAAUUAUACUGUAAAUCCUGAUAUAAUAGCAUCACCCGUCUGUUUUCUGUCAUGUCCACAAGAUCCUUUCAUCACCUUAAAAAUGCAAUAAAACCGAACUAACGUCUGAUAAAAACUA
Molecule: messenger RNA, 3153 nt
Organism: Tachysurus fulvidraco (yellow catfish)
Lineage: Eukaryota; Metazoa; Chordata; Actinopteri; Siluriformes; Bagridae
Gene: ormdl2
Product: ORMDL sphingolipid biosynthesis regulator 2
Exons: 4
Coding region: 166-627 (153 amino acids)
Biological process (GO): negative regulation of ceramide biosynthetic process; ceramide metabolic process; intracellular sphingolipid homeostasis
Cellular component (GO): endoplasmic reticulum membrane
Source: RefSeq, a predicted model, not a curated record